AUGAGAUUGAUGCUGAAAACAAGCAUUGUGCUGAUAUAUUGCACACUGUCCGUCCUUGCUAAAGGUGGAGGCGGUGGUAGAGGUGGAGGUGGUGGAAGCUCAAGUGGAGGCUCACGAGGAGGAUCCAGCGGUGGAUCCAGUGGAGGUUCUACAGGCGGCCGUGGUACUGGCAGCACAGGAAGUACAGGUGGCCGAGGUGUAGCAGGCACAGGAUCUACCCCCAACAGUGUCUCGUCCAAGGGUGGAAGUGGAGGAUUUGGUGGAGCACCACCCUCCUACUAUUCUAGCACACGAUCAUCCUACACCAACUACCCUCCCGCUUAUUCAGGUGGAUACAGCCCAGCCUCUCGGUACGGAUACACAGGUUUCUACAAUCCAGCACUCACCUACUUUGCCAUCAUGCCGCCCUUCUUGUUUUAUGGCUAUCAUUCAGCGUAUCAUCGUUACAAUCAAAAUAACGGCUAUUACUACGCACCACAGCUUACCGAACAAGGUAGCAAUACAAACAAUGUCAUCAUCAAUGGCACAGCCAAUUCUGGCAAGGACGACAACUACCAUAUCUCGUUCAAUAUAAGUACCAACAACCAGUAUCCUAUGGUGGAUCAUGCAUUCUUUGCCUCGUCAGAUCACAAUGCUCGCAAUGCUGAUUUCGUCUACCGUUUGCAGUUUUCUCAGGUCAUUGAGUUUGAGGAUGCCAACCAGAAUGGAUUCUACGAUGCCAAUGAGCAAAUUUAUUCAGUGACCUCGUUGCAGAACCUAGCAUGGCAGCCAUUCCAAGUGACCAACCUGACUGUGCCCAACAAUGCCACUCAAUCCUAUCUCCAGACAGGCACCGCUGCUACAGUGGCAUACAACAACACGGCAGGCAACACUACUGGAAGCCCCAAUUUCACUGUUCGCAUCACUUACCGCACCAGUAAUUUGCAAUUGAAUAAUACAGCACCUAUCAUUAUGCAACCCAACUCGUUACAAUACGAUUUUAGCCUAGAAGGAUUCCCUACCACAGUAGCCAAUGCUCAUCCCAAUGCUCGCUUGGGCGUGGCUCAAUUGCUGUCCACUCACGCUAAUGAGCCGGUCAAUUUUGAUGUCAAUAUGACCACACCUCUCGAUGUCGCUAAUCAAAUCAAGACCAACCUCACCUACGGCUUAUCCAUUGGCGAUUACACAGAGGGCCGCUCAGAGUAUCAACCCACUGUCAACAUCUCUGACGCCUCCGGUGGUGUGGCUGUUGCUUGGACAAAUGGUAUCGAUGCUAAUACAGUGGCUGCUGCACCUGCCUACAGCACGGAUGAUUGGAUUUGGGGAGCAGAGUCUGCGCCAUCUACCAGAGUCAACAAGCUACUUUUGAUUACUAUGCCUGGUUACACUGCCAGUGGUAAUACAACGGCAGUCGGCAGUGCUACUAUGAACACCACCUUCUCUGGCUUUGGCUUUUUGGAUACAGAUGUCAUGAAUGCUUUGGCCAGUAGUGGUGGCUCAUCAUCAUUUGGACUGAUGACUACAUCUAAAAUUAUGAACAUUUUGGUGGUAUCUACCAUUGCCACCUACUUUAUUGUACUUUAA
This is a messenger RNA of Mucor velutinosus, 1563 nucleotides long. RefSeq lists its product as uncharacterized. Bases 1 to 1563 code for a protein of 520 amino acids. The transcript has 4 exons. Lineage: Eukaryota; Fungi; Mucoromycota; Mucoromycetes; Mucorales; Mucoraceae. The record is from RefSeq and is a predicted model, not a curated record.